Messenger RNA from Dermatophagoides farinae (American house dust mite), 1629 nucleotides. The record is from RefSeq and is a predicted model, not a curated record. Lineage: Eukaryota; Metazoa; Arthropoda; Arachnida; Sarcoptiformes; Pyroglyphidae.
UCAUCUCGUUGAAAUCAUGUUGUAAUCUACAUACAUAGAAUCAUGAAUUUGAAUUUGAAAAUGUUUCAUUUUAUUCAAAUGAAUCCGAACAGCUAUCCGAAUAAUAUUGUCAGCUGUCACGAAUAUAUUGAUUGAUUUGAUGCCGGAAAAAAAUAACCAAAUAAAAGGGAGAAAAACAUUUAUUAAGAAAUGAGAAGAAAACAACGAAAAAGACUAUCUAUUUCAUCGCCGAUACUAUCGAUGUUCGAUUCGAUUAAACAAUUUUCAUUAUCAUCAUCAUCAUCAUCAUCAUCAUCAUAUCAAUCACCGUUGAUGAUUGCCAUUCUAAUUGCCAUCAUCAUGAUUAUUGAUCAUCAACAAUUAUUGAUUGGUAUCCAUGCAAUGGCAUCUAAUCCAUAUGCAUCAGGAAUUAAAUUACCCGGAAACCAAAUCGAGGAUCAAACAUUUUAUGGUGAAAUAAAAUCAUUGAUUGGUGGCCGUGCUGAAUUGCCUUGCAAUCUAACAUUGCCUUCACCGGACGAUGCUAUACAGCUAAUAUUCUGGCAUCGUGGUAAUAAUACACGUGUGCCUAUCUAUACGGUGGAUGGACGAGCUUCACAAACAUUAUCGAAUGCAACACAUUUUUUAAGUGAUAUUUUUCAACCAAAUCGUGCCAUUUAUGAUCUACAAUCAAAUCCAUCUGUAUUACGUAUUGAUCCGGUAUUUGAAAAUGAUCAUAAUGAUUAUCGUUGUCGGGUUGAUUUUCGUUGGGGCCGUACAAUUAAUUCAUUUGUAUCGCUUCAUGUUAUUGUGCCUCCAAAAAAGAUAACAAUUCGUGAUCAAAAUGGAAAUUAUAUACAAAAUUCAACAAUCGGUCCAUAUGAUCAGAAUACCGAUGUUAUAUUGACAUGUGAAUCGAAUGGAGGAGUACCACCUCCAACAUUACAAUGGUAUAAAAAUGGUGUCAUGAUCGAUGGAUCAUAUGUUGUCGGUGAUAAUGGUAUUGUGUCGAAUGAAUUGAUUAUUUAUAAAAUAUCAUCACGUGAUCUAUAUGAUAAAUAUGUUUGUCAAGCCGGUAAUUAUAAUAGUUCAUCAUCGAUGCCAAUCGAAGCGUAUGUUAUUUUGGAUAUUAAUCUAUUACCGAUCGAUGUACGUAUAAUGACAAAUCGUACACGAUUAUUAGCUGGACGUAAAAUUGAUAUCCAUUGUCAAACAUAUGGAUCGAAACCGGCAGCCAUUAUUAGAUGGUAUCGUAAUGAUAAACAAUUAUCAAAUUCAAUUGAAACAUAUGAAUCAAAUAAAACAUUUAGUUCAAUUACAUUGAUGCCUACUGUACAUGAUAAUGGUUCAUUAUUACAAUGUCGAGCUUAUAAUCCUCGAUUACUUCAAUCAUCAUCAUCAUCAUCAUUAUCAACGAUGAAAAAUUCUUCAAUAAUAACAUCGAAAACAACAACAACAACGACAAAGAAUGCUAAUAAUGAUGGUGAAAAUCGAAAUUAUAUUGAAAGUGUUUGGCGAUUAGAAGUACUCUAUAGCCCUCAAGUUAUAUUACGAAUACGUAAAUUUAAUGGUGAUCGUCAUCAUUAUCAUAAUCAACAACAACAACAACAACAGACAACGAUAUCAUCAACGACAACAUCAUCAUAUUAU